AUGGAAUCCUACGAGGAAGACGACGACACGCACUACUGCAACAAGUGCCACUUGACCAUCACUGGGCUGGACAACUACGUCAGGCAUCGGCAGUCCGGAUGCCGCACAACCACGGAAAACAAGAGCGUGUACGACUGCCCACCGCCAAGCAGCGUCUCCUACCCCGAAUGCCUGAACGCGGACGACUUCUUCAGUUCUCUGGAGCUGCAGAGCAGCACCAAGCCACAACCACCUCGAGCGGCCGACUUGCUGGACGUGCGUCCGAAGCAACCGUGCCGUCCCGAGGAGCGGCGAAAGAGACCGCGCAGGGACAUCAAGAGCCCGGACGGCAUGAAGAACGAGCCCAAGGACAAAAUACCGCACCUCCUGCCGGCCGUCGACGACAUCGACGACCUGGCUUCCCUGGUAUUCCCCGAGCUCGGUCCCGCCGAGGCCACCACUUCCGCCAAUCCCACCCAAACCAUGAGCCCCGUUCCUUCCACCGCUGUGUCUAUGGACAAGGCCGUCGACGACGGCAGGACUGGCAGCUCCAAGACCAACGUGCCCCACAAACAGGAGGCCAAGCACGAUGACAGCAGCCAGGGCAGGAGGGGCGAGUAUCCGCACUCGGACUGGCUCGAGGAGUCUGUAUAUAGCGAGGAGAUGCACCACCUGGACAGGUACGCCGCCGAGUCAGAUUACGAGCAGGAGGACGACAUGGAGGACAGCACCGAUCAGGAUGUCACGCUCGACGACGACUCGUACUCAGAUUCGGACGACCAGGACCACGUGGAUUACAGGUAUCCACCUGGGACUCAUACGGGGGGUAAGUGGCGACCCCCUGGCAUGGUUCAUGAGGACAUGCACGACGACGAGCUCGACACGGACGUGGCCGAGCAUCACCACGACAAUCAUCCACAUCCCAGCUACACCGGUGGCAAGUGGAAUCCAGCCGACUCGACCGCUGUUCGGGUGUUCACGAAGCAAGAUAACUCGGAGUGCAGUCAAACGAGGCGUCAGUUGCAGCAACCACCGCCCGACCACACCCACGGCAAGUGGGUUCCGGGUGCGCGGGCCGACGUGGCCACGGGAUAUUGGUGCAGUCCUUGCGGUCGAAAGUUGGCCUCACAGCUGGUUUACAAGCGACACCUCGCCUCCGAGUUGCACGCCCGCAGGAGCAUCCAGGAAAUCGACGGUCUCGUGCCGCCCAGGGCUCUCAGCCGCCGGCAGAGGGUAUUGGCUUCCAAAAGAACGAGCACGACGUCGUCAUUGGCGGAUUCAGUAUCCGCGCCAUCCUCAUCGAGUACAGCAUCGGAAGAGCAAAGGCAUUCGUCGCAAAAUCCCCGGCGCCGUAGGCGCGAGAAGGAGGUACUCACGUGCGAGAUGUGCCGUGCUCGCGUGCGCCGCGCCCAACUGGGCAAGCAUCUACUCUCGCACUAUCACUGUCGCGUAGCAGGUGCCAUUGCCGCCGCCACAACAACUACUACACGGAGCCACGAGGUGGACGACAAUGACACGCAACGCGAGCAACAACAGCACCAGCGCUUCCUGCUCGAGAACAUGGCCAACAUCGUGCGCCAGUGUCCCUUCCAGUGUGCCCCUUGUCGAUUUUAUUGCAACACCGAGGACACGUUCCUUAGGCACUGGCGCUCCCAAGACCACAGGCACGUGGUUUCCAAGAUCGGCGGGAGCUUCGUGUGCGCCCUUUGCGAUUUCUGGUGCAAAGAUAACGAGAGCGUGGAGGUGCACAUAAUGGAACAAGGUCAUCGAGAUGCCGUUUCAAUGAUUAAUGGCUCCGUGCCGAUGGUCAUUCGUCGCCAGCGGAUACUCGCGUGCUCCGCCUGUUGCAAGCCAUUCAGGUACAACGUUCAGCUUCGCGUACACGCUAGGGAAACCGGUCACGAGGUCGACGAGAGCGCCUCCGACGAGUACCAAUGCAUCAUGAAAUGCAGCCAUUGCGAGCACGUGGCCCGUUCCAAGCUCGCUCUGCAACGACACCAGCUCAACCAGCACAAGACCGAGCCCCACCCCAAUGACCUCAAUCCGUACUUUUGCUCGUUCUGCUCGACGAAUUUCAAAACCAAGAGAAAAGCCGUCGGCCACAGGCGCACAUCCAGUCACAAGGAAAAGGUCAAAAGUUCGAAAAAGGGGUCUUGCCAGCGCGUUUGUGCACACUGCAAGGAGACGCUAAGCAAUUUGGCUGAAUUCAAACGGCACAUGUUCGACACGCACUUAGAGCUGUGUCACAGGUGUGGCAAGUGCGGGGAAAAGUUUGCCAUCCCGCAAGACGUCACGACUCACACGCGAGACAAUCGCUGCUCACGAAGCAACGUUACCACCGCUGAUGCCGCAGCUGCGUACGCGUGCGAUAAAUGUUGUUUCAAUACGGAGUCGGAGUCUGAAUUUAUGUUCCACCAAGUGUUGCACGGGAAUCCCGUUGAGAUUGACUCUGCACCCGGAGCCGGGAGGAAGACGCGCGACAGACCAAAGUACCCUUGUCCGUUGUGCCAAAAGUUAUUUUCCAAGUUCAACUUGAGGGAACACUUGAGAGUGCAUACCGGGGAACGUCCUUAUUCCUGUACCCAUUGCAGAGCCACUUUCGUGCGCAGGUGUGACAUGGCUGGCCAUUGCAACAAGUGCUCCGAUUCUGCUGGUGUAGAAGCUACCAAGGACGCGAGGGAACGAAAAUACGUAUGUCACGAAUGUGGAGAUGGAUUCUACACCAAGCACACACUCAGGCAGCACAUACUGCGUCAUGCUGGUAAACAGUACAAAUGUGGGUUACCAGGUUGCCCGAUCAUCCUCCGCACCGCAAACGAGUUGAGGAGACACAGGGAACUCGUGCACGAGAGUACCAAAGAAAUCAGGCCAUUUAAAUGCAACGAUUGCACCUACGCUGCGAAAACAAACGUCCAGCUUGCCAGGCACAGGCAAAUCCAUGACACACCAAACGAGGACAAUCCGGACAGUCACGUGUGCUCGUUCGAAGGCUGCAACUUCAAAACUAACAACGGCUCGCACAUGAAGCGGCACUUUCGGCUGCACAGCGGAACGAAGCCUUACAAGUGCCGGUACUGCACCUACGCGAGCAACAACGUGGAAAACCUCCGUAAGCACGUGCUGUCGACAAAGAUCCACGUCGGCAAAACGAUCUACCAGUGCGAGUCGUGUAGAGCCGGCGAGGCUUUCGGGACCAACUACUCGAAGGAGCUGCGCGCCCACUUGCUGGAGUCGCAUCCGGACGAGUACCCAACCCCUGACGCGGCCAAACGAUACGUCGACGAUAUUUUUCAACAAUCGGCAACUCUGUGA
This is a messenger RNA of Copidosoma floridanum, 3291 nucleotides long. RefSeq lists its product as uncharacterized. Gene Ontology annotation, molecular function: RNA polymerase II cis-regulatory region sequence-specific DNA binding; zinc ion binding; DNA-binding transcription activator activity, RNA polymerase II-specific. NCBI's taxonomy places the organism in Eukaryota, Metazoa, Arthropoda, Insecta, Hymenoptera, Encyrtidae. The record is from RefSeq and is a predicted model, not a curated record. Gene Ontology annotation, cellular component: nucleus. Gene Ontology annotation, biological process: regulation of transcription by RNA polymerase II.